This is a messenger RNA of Chroicocephalus ridibundus (black-headed gull), 4426 nucleotides long. It is a transcript of the gene CD58, whose product is annotated as CD58 molecule. NCBI's taxonomy places the organism in Eukaryota, Metazoa, Chordata, Aves, Charadriiformes, Laridae. The record is from RefSeq and is a predicted model, not a curated record. The coding region runs from base 80 to 1165 and encodes 361 amino acids. The transcript has 10 exons.
GCUUGGCGGGCCGGGGAGCUGCAGCGGCGACGUCCUCACCUUUCUUUCGCUUUCCCUCGAGUUGCUCGGGAAAGCGGCGAUGAGGCUGCCGGCUUGGCUGGGGCGGCUCCUGCUCGUUGCGUCCCUCCUCCUGGCACACAUCCACUGCGAGGAAGUGUUUGGCAUCGUGGGAGAAAAUUUUACCUUUCCAGUAAAAAUAGACCAAAAACCAGUGGAAAUUUUGUGGACAAAAAACAAGGAUAAAGUGGCUGAAUGGGAGGGGCAAAGCAAAACAACAUAUUUUACUUCUCUCCGUAACAGAGGCUUGCUUAAUGAGGAGAAUGGGUGCCUGACUAUAUUUAACUUGGAGAACAGUGAUACUGGCACAUACGUGUUAGAAUACUUGGAUUCUAUGAAUAAAAAAUAUAACUUAACCUUUGCACUUGCUGUGUUAGCUCCCCCUCCAGAACCUGAAAUAAGUUGCAACAUCAGUGGUGGUGACCUUGCGUUAAAAUGUACAGGAGAUUUCCAGAAGCCUCUGAUUUAUACUUGGAAGUUCAGUAGCUUACCAGUCACUCAUCAGACCCAGGAAGUUUUCAUCUCUAAGAAUGUUGAUGCUUCCGAGAAAGCUACAUGUAUCAUUAAAUUCUCUCAAACGGAAAAGAGCUCUGAAAUCUCUUUAACUCAAUGCUUUCCAAAUAGACAAGGAGACAGCUAUGACAAAAGAAGCAGAGGCGGCCUUAUUGCAGCUUUUGUUAUCUUAAUUCUAGUAGGAAUACUAGUAUUCCUAUGCAGAAGAGGUAGAACUAAACUUGUUAGAGGAAAUGCUGCUCAGAACAACAGUCCAGUGUGUGGCUCAGGAGAACAUAAGCCACUUUGCUCUGUGGAGAGUCAAGAACAGCUUAACUCAGACAGAGAGCUCUCUACCAAGCAGAACAGCACCCCGAUGUCCAAGUGUGCAGAUGACCAUGGUGUAACCGAGGGAGACAUCUCUAAGGAGGACAACAGCAGCUUGCAGGACAAGCAUGCAGAUGACGAUGGCGUAAAUGAGGGAGAAGUGACCCGGGGUGCAGAAGGUGGAAAUGAGAAGCGCCUGAGCAACUCUUCCAGCUGCAGUAAAGAAGAUCUUAAAUCAGAAGCAAAGAAUUGCUCUGUGGACCAAACAACAAUGGAAGAGAAGCGGUAGAAUUCAACAGUGAAGGAGCUGCUAUUUUUUCUUUUGGGGGUUUUCCACCAGCACUUAAGUCAUCCAUAAAGAAGUGCUUUGAAGACCAGCUGAGCUGUUCCCAGUGCCCAUUUUUCUUUCUCAGGACGGACAGACUCUUUUUCUAGUGUUAUUGCAUGAAGAUAAAUAGGCCAAAUCAUGCACAAAAUGUUUUCUAUUGUUUUGUAUCCAAUUUUAACAAACAGUGCUCUACUAACACAGAAUGUAAGAGCUAAGGACUUUUUUAUAAGUGGUAUUUAGAGCUUAACAAAGUCAGACCCGUUUGCAUGAAUGCAGAUAAAUCGAAAACUAAUCAGCUUUCUAUGGAAUUUUGGAUCAGUACCUUUUUAUAGUCAGAAGAAAGAUGGUUCAUCCUUCAGCAGUUCCAGAUGGAUGGAAGUUCACCUUUGCUAGUCUCACUUCUCCAGCAGAAGCUCAAUGCUCCAGACAAAUAUUCUCCGAGAUAGCUAUCUCCUGAAAUUGGCAGAAGACUGGCAAACUGAUCAUCUCCUAAUGGUGGUUGACUUUGUGAUAAAGCUACAAUUCAGUUUACUGCUGCAUUGAAAUGAAGCUGCUGCUGUUAGCAGUGGUUUGGGGUUUUUUUCUUAGAACUUUUGAUGUCUUUUGCACUUUUGGGGUUCUUUUUUUAUGUCUUAGCUCUGCUUCACAUUAUUCUAAAAGAAUGUCAACCUUAUUUCUAAAGAAUAAUAUAUUUUAGGUUGCUUGUGACUGGAAAGAAAACUUGAAAACUGAGGUCAUAAAUACACUGAAGCUCAAAAAGAAUCAGAAAAAAGAAUACCAUGUAUUAAUUUUUUCAGAACAUCAAGCUAUGGAGUGUGUUUCAUGAUUUCUGCAUGCUGAUUGUCUAUGAAAGCUGAAAGCCAUUUCAGUUGACUGUGAACUUGGUAUGUGUAAAGAAUCAUGAAGGUUUGACAAUGAUAACCAGAGAUCAGAAACUCCUCCUUCAUCUUCUCUCUUGUUUCAACUUACGCCCAUUAUCUCUUGUUCCCCCACCACGCACUACUAUGAAGAACGUGUCUCCAUCUUCUUGAUGAUCAGCUUGUAGGUGCAGGAAGGCUGCUGUUAGGUACCCUCCCAAAGCCUACUCUUCUCCAGGCUUGAACAAGUAUGGUGCUUUCAGCUUCUCCUCGCAGUUCAGGUGCUCUGACCAUCUUGGUAGCCCUCCACUGGACUUACUCUAAUUUUAUUGAUGUCUAUCUUCUUGAAGGGGCUCAAAACUUCCUUACCCUGAUCUUGUGUCCUGUAGCAUGCUCCAACCAUGUUGUCAUCCCUACUGGCCUUUUCUGGGAUCCUGACCCACAAACUCUCAGCCUGUCACCUGCUCUGUAUCAGAGCUUCAUACACUCAAGCCACUCUUUCACAGUGAACACAGCCUCUCUUCUCUUCCUCCUUCCAUUACUUUCCUGUAGAGCUUCUGCCCAUCUGCUACAGUGCUCCAGUCAUGCAAGCUAGCUCACCACGUCUCGGUUAUUCCAACAGUGUUGUAGUUCUGUGAACACAUGGAGAACUAUAAUUCUCCCAUUAUUCUCCCAUGCUUGCUUUCCAUGCAGCAUGUAUUUGUGCGUGUACCUUUAUGCUGCCUUCUGCCAUUUUUUUUUUAAUUACUGCUGAGGUCUCUUUUGUUCCCAUACUUUGGAGCCCUGUCCACUACUACUUAACUGUGGGUUGUGAUCUCCCUUCCCAUCAUGCCUACUUCAGAGCUUUCCUCAUGAGGUUGGUGAGCCUGUUGACAAAGAUUUUACAUUAGGGAGCUCCAUAGAACAUUAAGCUACUUCCAUGUGCUUUUUCUGGUAGUGAAACCUAACUAACAGUUACUAACAGUUUGAGAAGUAUCACAGGUAAUUUAUGCCCCUGCCCUGUCCUGUUGUAGGAAGUAUAGACCCUACAGAAAACUUGAGAUCUUUCCUUUAUUGUUAUACAUACCAUCUUCUGCUCUUUGCAGCGGCACUGCAGGAGUGUUUAACAGGACCUUUUGUUAGAGGUAGACCAUCUUACCUCUACAGCUGUCUGUAAAUACUUGCUGAUAAUUUAUUAAAAAAAAACUUGUUAAGAUAUAAAAAACUUUGCCAUAUCCUCAUGGUCCUCAUGGUGCCUGAGGACUGGAGGAAGGCUGACAUCACUCCAAUCUUCAAAAAAGGCAAGAAGGAGGACCCAGGGAACUACAGGCCGGUUAGUCUCACCUCUGUCCCUGGGAAGGUAAUGGAGCGACUCAUUCUGGAUGUCGUCUCCAAACACGUUGAGGAACAGGAAGUUAUUGGAAGUGGUCAGCAUGGAUUUACCAAGGGCAAAUCACGCCUGACCAAUCUGAUAGCUUUCUAUGAUGUUAUAACGGGUUGGCUGGAUGAGGGGAGAGCCGUAGAUGUCAUCUACCUUGACCUUAGCAAGGCUUUUGUCACUGUCUCCCAUAACAUCCUCAUUAGGAAGCUGAGGAAGUAUGGGCUAGACGAGGUGACAGUGAGGUGGAUUGAGAGCUGGCUGAGUGACAGAACUCAGAGGGUUGUGAUCAGCGGCCCAGAGUCCAGUUGGAGGCCUGUAACCAGUGGUGUCCCUCAGGGGUCAAUACUUGGACCAAUUUUGUUCAAUAUAUUCAUUAAUGAACUAGAUGAGGGGACAGAGUGUAUCCUCAGCAAGUUCGCUGAUGAUACCAAGCUGGGAGGGGUGGCUGACACUCCAGAGGGCCGUGCUGCCAUCCAGCGUGACCUGGACAGGCUGGAGAGCUGGGCAGAGAAGAACCUAAGGAGGUUCAACAAAAGCAAGUGUAGGGUCCUGCACCUGGGAAGGAAGAAUGCCAAACACCAGUAUAUGUUAGGGGUGGACAUGCUGGGAAGCAGCUCUGAGGAGAAGGACCUGGGGGUCCUAGUAGACAGCAAAUUAUCCAUGAGCCAGCAGUGUGCCCUUGUCGCCAAGAAGGCCAAUGGCAUCCUGGGCUGCAUAGGGAAGAGUGUGGCCAGUAGGUCAAGGGAGGUCAUUCUCCCCCUCUACUCUGCACUGGUGAGGCCACAACUGGAAUACUGUGUCCAGUUUUGGGCUCCCCAGUUCAAGAGGGACAGGGAACUACUGGAGAGAGUCCCUCGUAGGGCAACCAAGAUGAUUAUGGGACUGGAGCACCUCCCUUAUGAGGAAAGGCUGAGAGAGCUGGGACUGUUUAGCCUGGAGAAGAGAAGGUUGAGGGGGGACCUGAUUAAUGUUUACAAGUAUCUAAAAGGGUGGGUUUAAGGAGGA